AAUACGGUCACACUGACAAACAAUUUGGGAUUAUAAAAUAUGAGUGAUCAGCGUGGUACGAGGGUAUAUGUUGGAAAUUUAACUGACAAAGUAAAAAAAGAUGAUCUUGAAGGUGAAUUCACAAAGUAUGGAAAACUAAAUUCUGUAUGGAUUGCAUUUAAUCCGCCUGGCUUUGCUUUUGUUGAAUUUGAGCAUCGGGAUGAUGCCGAAAAAGCUUGCGAUAUUUUGAACGGUUCAGAACUUUUGGGUUCUCAGUUGCGUGUCGAAAUAUCAAAAGGCCGACCGCGCCAAGGACGCCGUGGUGGACCUGGUGACCGUGGUAGGCGUGAUUUUGCCAGACACAGUAUAAGCAACAGCAACAAUGGAUUUAGACAACAGCGAGGAUCAAGUGCUUCAAAUGGUCGUCAUGGUGAGCGUGGUUACAUAUCCAGUCGGUCUGGCGGAGGCUAUAGUGGAAGAGACGGUGGAAGUAGUGGCUUCAGUCGUCGCGAAAUUUACGGUGGAGGAAGGGACGCCAGUCGCCAUGGCAAUAGUUCCAGUUCUAGCUAUGGCCGCAGUGGUGGACAGGGAGGGAGCCGCUUUAGAUCUCGUUCGCCAAUUGCAAAUCAUCGGUUCUAAUCAAGUUUUCAACUAAAAUGUGUUUGCGAUUAUUCAUCAUAGAAUGAUUUAAUUAUGCAUCAGCUUUUUAAACAAAUAAAAUUAAUAUUUAUAAGAAAAAAGUGCAUCUAAUGGCUUAAAUAUACAUACAUACAUACAUAUAUAGCCAGCCACAUCCCAAAAAAAAUUGAUAAUGCCUACUGAACUAUCGGAUAAAUAUUAGUAGUUUAAUUACAAUUGUAAUGAUUGAAAUUUUAACUUGACUCGUAACUUAUGCAUUACCUUAGAUAACUAACAAAAUGAAAGUUCAAAAAUACUUUCGAUCACAUGCAUAAUAAAAUUUGGACGGAAAAACUCGAAAAAUUAUUUUAUUUAAUAAAAAUAUGGCAUUGACCAAUGAUUAACAUCUUUAAAAA
Messenger RNA from Drosophila willistoni, 1013 nucleotides. RefSeq names its product RNA-binding protein Rsf1 (gene Rsf1). Gene Ontology annotation, biological process: mRNA splicing, via spliceosome. NCBI's taxonomy places the organism in Eukaryota, Metazoa, Arthropoda, Insecta, Diptera, Drosophilidae. The record is from RefSeq and is a predicted model, not a curated record. Gene Ontology annotation, cellular component: nuclear speck. Bases 40 to 618 code for a protein of 192 amino acids. Gene Ontology annotation, molecular function: RNA binding. The transcript has 2 exons.